Molecule: messenger RNA, 6549 nt
Organism: Porites lobata
Lineage: Eukaryota; Metazoa; Cnidaria; Anthozoa; Scleractinia; Poritidae
Source: the annotation of a GenBank genome assembly
AUGUUGGCUUUGUUACCGCACAUGCUGGUGCAUUUUGAUGAACCGGACGAGUUCAGCAAGACGUGUGCCCAAAACAUAGUACAGGUACAGCUCACACUGUUGUUAGUUUGUCAAGACUAACGCUGCCCAAGCUUUUGACCCCCUAAAUAUUAAUAAGACCUUUUUUGAGACCCCUUCUUAAGCUGAACAGUUGAACACGAAUUACACUUUUUAUUCAAUUGUAAUCUUUACGAUAGUCUUCGAUCUAUCUUUUACAGAAACAUUAGUAAUAGAUAGCCCCUUUUUAUAAUUUUGACAACAGUGAAAAAAACCCUCUUUGUGUUUAAUAAUUUCGAUGCUCUUAUCUACAGACUGACAGCUGCUUACAUACAUUGAUGUAUGGAAUAUAUACAAGAUCUUGUUCUUUAAUUAUAGCCUUUGUUUUGAUAUAAGAUAAUGUAGGUAAUACCAUGUACUCACGUGGGAAUACUGAAAUAAAGUUGUUGUUGAAUUGCCUCAAUAAACCUCUGUCUCUGAGCCUCUGAUAUGCUAACGUCUUCAAUGACCUCUGCACACAGAAAGUGGUGUGUUACUCAAGAACUAUUACCUAUUUGUAAUAUAUUGCCGAAAUUUUUGUAAUGUAUAACUAACGUCAUUUUGUCCUCUUGCAGAUUUGUACUAGUUCUACAAAUCUCGCGCACUUAAGCAAAUUGUUCGUCAUGUACAUGGAGAAAUCUUACCACAGACCACGGGCGACUUGGCUGGACUCUGUUUGUAGAUACAUAAACGACGUUUUUGGACAUCUCUGUAGAGCACAUAUCACCUUCUUGUUAGAGGUAUACAUUGCUAUUUUCAUUAUUAUUGGUAGUCAGCUCAGGAUAAAGAGAUCCGCUAGUCUUUGCAGACCAGUACACCCUGUUCGUGCGUCUUUGUCUCCCACACCAGUUUGUUCUGGACACCCAGCAGGACUAAAAACGAGGCUCGUUGAAGGGCGGAUGAUGAGCUCUUAGUGAGCCAAUAGCUAUGCUCUGGAAACGCUUUAGGAUUAGGGUUGUUAGUGUUAUAUAGCAAUCGAGAAGAUCUUGUUGGCACAGCUUUAUCGUAAAGCCCACGUAAAGUACGAAGAUGAUGAUUACAAAAUGAUUGCUAGUGUACCCCCUUAUUGUCUGCUAAGGGUAAAGCUUGAAUGCAUCUGUGGGGUGGCUUGAAUUAGAAGAGAAAAGUAAUUAAACUGUAUUCUUUACAGGUUUUGGAGCGUGGUCCGACAGUUUACCAUCAAGCAGUGUUGGGAAUGAUUUGCUCAAUGAUGAAACUGGGCGACUUCUCCUCUCCAGCCAUGAGACACUUCCAGAACGACGUACUCAAGGCGAUAUCUAAAUACCUCAAGGUAAAUAACGACACGAAUGAAAGUGAAUCACCCCAACAAUUUUAGACAUAAAGUAGGCCGACAGGGAAACAGACGGACAGUCAGAUAACUGGACAGACCAACAGACUUUGAGAAGGCGUCUAGGACAGGGGGUUUCACGAACAAGACCCGAAGUGCUACGUGUAAAAAUACUUCAUUAUUCAAAUAUUAUCAGCUCUUGUAGGAUUGCUAGCCUUGCUAUUCGCCAGGGCUAGAACUUGCGUCUUGGCCCCCCCGAACAGGCUUGGUCAAUUAAGGAUCUAUUUAUGGCCGAAACAAAAUGUUUUCUUCUUGGUCAAAGCAGGCGAUCCAGGGUGGGCACGAUAUGCCCAUCUUGUCCGUUCUGGGAGCCAACCAUAUCAUAGUCUUGGCUUCAUCUUGCCCGCUCGGGGAGCCAGCCAUAAUGGUAUGAUGCGCAAUGUUAUUGCACAUAUUUGAGCUGUUUUUCCCUUGCCCUUUCUAGGGUAACCUGUGGAAAGAGUCACUUGACAUAUUGAAGAUGGCAGUGUCCCACUCGUCGCACUUGGAUACACCUCCUGCCCGACCCGCCAGCUCCGUAUGGACUGUGCAUGACAGCUCCUGGUCGGCAGAGGCUAUGAUGAUUAAAAAAGACCUCCCAGGAAGAACUUUGGACUUUACUUUUGAUCUCUCCGCCACUCCUGUCAUAGGAAGGCGGGCUACGCCAGAGAUAUCAGGAGAGAUGGGUAGGGAAAACAAGCUGCUUUCCCAAGUAUCCACGGUGGAUUUGUCAACUUGGAAGAAACCGUAUCUAUCACAGGUACACGUAAUUCGUUUUACUGUUUUUACAGGAAAAGGGCAAUUUCGAAGGAGCCAAUUUUUUUUUUGUUAAGAGAAGAAACACGAAGUGGUGCUAUCCGUCUUCAUCCAGUAUCCUUUUGGAUGGGGCAAAACCGUUCAUAUGAUUCACAUACCUGUUUCCUUAAGCAAAUUCGAACCUUAAGUUUGUCUAACCUCCCGCUGAUUCGAACCAUUUUACUUUUUUCCGAGAAGGUUUGGAAAAUCCGACCCCCCAUUUCCAAUAUUUAAGUUAUUUGAGAAGGUCAGAUUACCAACCUUAUUUGCGUCGCUUUUAUUCUAGCGCCGUACUCGUGAACGCCUCGUGAACGUGCUGACGACGUGCGGUCACACAGUAGGACUGAAGCAAAGUCCAUCAGUUGUGUUCAGCUCAAGCAGUGACCUUGCCGUAGAAAAACAAGGCGUGAAUCAACAGCCAUCCUCUGAAGAGGCGUCUCUGACAGAGGGUCUCACGAACGAAACUAGCAAAGAUGAACUUGAAACACAACAGGUUAGUGGUGAAUGUUGUUUACUUAUUUCAGUAAUGUGUUGUCUGCUCGUGUGGAAUUACCCACAGUGUUUCGCCUCAUGUAAGGUAAUCCGAAACGGUCUUGGAUUUUGGAUUCCACGCUUUUUUUCCAGGUACUUCAUUCCGGAUUCCUUGUCAAUGAAACUUGGAUUCCGGAAUUCUGGAUUUCAGGAGUCCAGUGUCCAGGAUUCCUGAUUUUGCAAGCAAAUAUCUCCUUAGCCUGUGCCAUGCUCUCAGAUACUUUGGACGGAGCGAAAAUCUUUGAGCCUGGAUUCCUGGUUUCCGAAAUCCGGAUUACCUUCCAUGGGGUGACGUCUUCCUCAGGUCUAAAACUUGUGGCUCGGCUUCAAGGCCCCAAAAGCCGACGUUCGCCAAAAAUUGUGUUUUUGUAUGGCAUUUUCAAAUUUCCUUUAUCGUAGUGAUACUUUUCUCGUCUCGACAAAAAGGGUAGGAGUAUGAGUUUUGCUGCUUUUUUCCUUCUCUUCACCUCCGUACAUCAAAAAACAAUCUAUGGUAGGUUUAAUCUCUAGGUCAUGUCAGUAUGAGGGUAUUGUACGAGUUGUCCAUUCGAAAUAAUCAAAAUGUUUUAUUUCAUCUCUCAAAAGGCUCAUUACAACGACUUUUCAGACUUACACACUUUCAUUCGUUGUCUCUUCCAGAUAAGCGUAUUGACAAACUUUGACUUUUUGUACGACGAAUCAGAAGACUCGGCCUGGGGACCCGAGUACGAGGAUCGUCGUUUGUCGUAUUGCAUGGACGUGGGAAGUCUCGACCGCGAUAUGAAGUCGAAUCUUCAGACUCUGGAGUGUUUGUCAGGUAGCGAGCAGGAUCUCACUCCACACGACUCUUCAGACGAUGAAGAUGAGGUACUGCGAUGUUUCUUGAGCACAUAACUAAAUAUAAUCGUGAUUGAAUGUAACAAACACGCGUCAGACUGUCUUAUCACAAAACUAAUACCGAGAAGACUGUUUAAUACGGAGUCGUUGUGUCGAAGUCUGAUAUUAUUCUUUAAAUGAAGCGAUUGUGAAGGACAAGUUAAGACGGCAAAAGCGAGCCCUGUGCGCAUUAUUUGUCAUUUAUUGAUUCUCAAAUACUUUUGUUUCCAGCUUUCUCGCUCUCUAACUGCUAGUACCCUGACCACCGUCUCAGAUACAGCUAAAACUCUGGAAAGCUCGACGGAGUCCUCGUCGGCUCACGUGACUGUGAUUGUUAUUGACAAGGACGAGAGGCAGCCACAACGAAGUCCGUCUGUAGACAGGUACUGAUAUUUGUUAGGGGUUUUAUACAGUGAUUUAAUGGAACUUUCAAGUGUUUCUUUUGGAAACCAAACGCUUGCGCUUUGCCAGCUCCUGGACUAGAGUGACACUGUCAUGUAAUGCCAAGCCAGUAGUGAGUUUACACAACACGACGGCAAAACGCUUGUGUGUGAUAAACGUGACAGGCCCUUUGCUUAUGUGUUUUGUGGUGAACUUCACUUAAGUGAAUGUUUUCUGGCCUUGUACAAAACGACCUGUUUAAAGGAGGGUGAAGUUCGGCGGAAACGUUUUUCAAACAGAAUUAUUGUCACGCUUGUCACACAAGGAUUGCCGUCUUCUUUCCUCUUCCGUCCUGUUGCGUAAGUUCACCAAUAAAAAGCCAAGAGAACUGCUUACCACUAUUUUAUUCAGCAAGACGGCAAGCUUGAGCUUGUCUGAAAUGCGCAUGCUCUUAGUAUGAGGCUUGGAAUGAGUGUGAAAAUGGAGUGGGAGACUGGGAAGGGGGGAUGCGAGAGUUGACGCUUUCCUCGCUUUUGUUGUUUGUGCUUCUUUUGGCAAAAACCUGUGUUUAGGUCAGCUUCCAAUGGGACUGACUAUUUCCACUGGUCGUCUCACGGAUUGAUCAUUGAAAUAAAAAGGCCUAGGCGCUCAUUCUUAAAGAAUACUUUAAGCAAGUAUUCGUACAUCACAGAUUGAAUUGGAUUUUGGAAUUGUUAGCAGUUGGGUACUGGGAAAACCGGAGUACACAGGAAGAAACCUCCGAGCAAUGAAGUGAACCACAUAUUGCGUCACUUCCGGGAUACGAACCCUGUCGACAUUGCACAUUGGUGUUAGUGACGCGCGUUCGCCACUGUGCCGCUCUUGUCUUGUGGCUCACUUAGUUUUUUCGAACUGAGCCUUUGAUGUAGACGUCAAAGUUUUCUCGUUUCCUUUCAGCUCGGACUCGCUACCAGGUGCCUCGGACACCAGCUACUCUUACAAACUCUUCGCUGUCACUGAGAUCACGUGGGACACACGUGAUUCGCCCGAGAAGUUGUGGGCGGCCCAUGUGGGCUCUAUCGUCAAGGACACGACUGGAGUAAUCGCAGUCAAUACAUUCUCUUUGUUCUGUCAUCUGUAUAAGAGCACGCGCCGAAAAUUCUACAGUCUAACACGAGAAUGCUGCAAUUAUGUGGCAGAAGACAAGUUCCGUGAUGUAACCCGGCACUUCUCGAACACUUUGGAGUUUCUCAUGUCGCGUGGCGAAUGCCCGUUUGUGUGCAUCGAUACAGAGACACUCAGCCGAACGAAACUGCUCGAGAGGCAUAAGUUUUGUGUCCUGGAACUCCAUUCGCAUUUUGACAGCUACGCGCAGAGCAGCGAACGAACGCUGGAGUGUCUGGACGAUGUGAAGUUAGCGUUGAAACGAUCAUCUGUUGGUUCACAUCACGAAGAGCCCGAGACACGACUGGCAACCGACCCCGAGAAUCAUGACCUGAGGCAGGUGCAGCUAUGCCGGUGCAUGUACAAGGCGCAUUUCCAGUUCCUGUUGUUUUGUAGUACAUACGCCAGAUUCCUGGAGUCUUUGGUGCAAGCCGCUAGACAAGCUGAGGUGAGCUUUGAGCAUUUGCGGUGAAAGUUCUAGAUAUCUAGGCUUUCAUAACAUGAACCGCAACAAAUGAGGAUAUGGAAACAUACCAAAAACAUAAAUCACUAUUAAUCGUAACUAAAGACUAUGUCUUAAAUCUUGCCAAAAACUAUGCUAUCUCAUCCCAUCAUUUUCAAUCAAAAAAUCUCCAUGCACUUUUUAUAUGCGUUUUGCGCUUUUUUUGGUGUUGCUGAUGACAAUACCUAAAUUUGAGGCGCCUAUGCUGAAAUUAAAAAAACUCCACCCAAGCGGGGUGCGUGCAGCUUUUAAUCGGCGUUAUGUCUUAGUCUCAUGUGCUGGCCCCAGUUGUUAGCGUUGGAUAGCGCGAUUUACCGGAUAAAUCAGUAUCCCGGCAGCGGAUAAUUAUUUGGGAAAUUAAUUACGCCGUCCAGUGGAUACAGCUUUAUCUAGUUGUCAACCUUUUAAGCAACUGAGGCUUGAUGAUUAAACGCCAGGUCAGUUUGGGCGUUCCAUAUCAUAGCAUAACAUAAAAUACAGCAUUUAUUCAGAGCCAUGUCUCUCACCUGCCCUCUUCGUUCUUUGUCCACAGGUCAAUGAUCUAACUCAAGAAGUAAACGAGAUCCGCCGAGAGUUAUCGUCCAUUCUCGAACAUCCACUCUCGGAAGACAACUCCUGUGCUAAAAUUUACAUCGAGGAUAAAUCUCUCACUAAAGAUGCAGCGAUGCAGGCGCUGGUGGAUAAGCUAGCCAGUAGAGAGUUCGAACAAUCUAUCCAUCUGGUACGAACUUUUAGAGAGCGGUUCGGGGGUGAGACGUUUGGGACAUCGGAUGAGGACAACCUGGAUUGUCUGGUGGCGUUCUAUAGCAAACAUGUGGCCGAGAAAAAUGUGGGGUCUUUGGUAAUGUCCGGUCCAUUACAGAACUUCGCAUCUUUGUGUAGAGACCUUAUGGAAGUUAACGUAGCUAUUCUGACGGCUGUAGAGGAUUUGAACGCUUAG